Molecule: messenger RNA, 1093 nt
Organism: Vavraia culicis subsp. floridensis
Lineage: Eukaryota; Fungi; Microsporidia; Pleistophoridae
Exons: 1
Coding region: 8-1015 (335 amino acids)
Biological process (GO): chromatin remodeling; regulation of transcription by RNA polymerase II
Cellular component (GO): nucleus
Molecular function (GO): chromatin binding; transcription coactivator activity
Source: RefSeq, a predicted model, not a curated record
AUCGGAGAUGACAGUAACUAAUUUUGAGAGUAGCCGUAAGAUCAUCAUACUGUGCGACUGCUGCUUCCAGGAGAUAACAAAUUAUACGCGCAUAAAAUGCGAGUGCGAUAUUGAUAUGUGUGUAAUGUGCUAUUUCAACCAGAAAACUGCUAAAAAACACUCCAUCACGCACAGAUACUACGCGAUCGAACCGCUGAAUUAUACCCUCAUAGAGAGCAAUUGGACUGCUCUUGAGGAGCUCAUAUUUUUUGAGAUGCUGAUACAGCAUGGGCUUGGAAAUUGGACAGAAAUUGCGCUUAACCUGAAGACCAAGAGCUCACAAGAGAUUGAAAACCAUUUUUACAAGGUGUUCGGAAUAAAUAUUAACAAGGAGUACGACAACGAUGUGAUAAUAUCAGAUCUUUCAAAUCCUAACUACCACUAUGUGAGCGUAUACGCACCAAAGAGAAGUGAUUUUGAUUUUGAAGACGAGUAUGACUACGAAAUCAACCUCAAAUCGCUGGACGUAGGAGAAAACGAGGUUAUAAAGAAUUUCCUUCUGGAUGCGUACAAAAAUCUGCUUGCUCUCCGGAAGUACAAGCGGAUGAUAAUACUAGAAAAAGGACUGACACAGGUGCAGGAAAUAAAAGCGAACAAGGAGGCUGUUGAUAGCAGCAUAUAUUAUAAAAUUGCACCAUUAGCACAGUUCAUCUCCAAAAAAGACUUUAACCUUCUUCUCACAGGGCUCGCCAUCGAAAAAUAUCUUUUGGAUUACAAAGGAAUAAAUAAGAGGAUUAAACAUGAUUUCUUUGAGGUCGAGCGAUUGCGCAUGAAUGUUUUAAUGUCCUCAGAGAAGAGCCUGUGCCAAAAACUCAAAAUUACGUAUGACUCGUACAUGAGGCUGAAACGUUAUGCAAUUCUGGAGCAAAUCAGAACGAAGAGUGUUAAUAGCAAGACACUUGGUAGGAUAGUGAAAGGCAAUGACAGCCGGGUAGGAAUACUGCAUAGUUUUUUUAAGAAAAACGGCUGGAUUUAAUUGGUGCAGUUGUAAUUUAUUGUAGUCGGCGGUGCAUUGGUCUUCGUUUGAUAAAGCUAUUGUAAAAAUUGUGGGCAA